Nezara viridula (southern green stink bug) is the source of this 11009-nucleotide messenger RNA. NCBI's taxonomy places the organism in Eukaryota, Metazoa, Arthropoda, Insecta, Hemiptera, Pentatomidae. The record is from the annotation of a GenBank genome assembly.
CUUUCUUAUUAUUAAAGGCUGUUGCUUAAACAAGUAUUUGAAUUUUGAGUUCAAGUUAUUGUUUUUUCAAAUUAUUUUUUAAAUCAGUCAGUGGAUUAUUUAGUAAUUAGUUAAGUACGUUAAUAAACAAAGUUAUGCCUGGGAGAAAAUGUAUCAUCUGUGGACAAAGUAGUUUGGUGACAAAUAAAGAGGGAACUAAUAAAUCUUACUUUUCGUUCCCAAGAGAUGAAAAUUUGAGAAAAAAGUGGGUUAAUGUUUGUCAAAACAAAAUAGAUAACAUUAUCACUGCAAGAAUUUGUUCUGAUCAUUUCAAGGAAGAAGAUUUCCUUCAUAACAAAAAUGGACCUGAGGAAGUAAGAAAAAAACGUCUCAAAUGUAAUGUAGUGCCUUCUAUAAAUUUAGAAGCAACAAAUGGAAAACAAUCUCGAAAUAAUGUCAACUUCAAAAAUAACAGUACAGAAAAUUCAAAAGACUGUUUGAAAAAAAGGGAUUCUUCAAAAGAAACUGAAAGUAUAAAAGACCAAAAUUCUAUUUUACAUUCUAAAAGGAAGAGCACUUCAGUAAACAAAAAUAGCAAGAGCAUAAGGGAUCAAAUUAAAAGAAAGAGUAUUUCAGAAAACAACAAACAUCCUAGUAUGUUACCUAAACAAACCAAUGUUAAAGGAUUAAAUAACAAAGAAAAUACCAAAGGAUUGACAAAAAGAAAAAAUCGUUUAGAAAAUAUCUCACUUGGAAUCAAGGAAAUAUCCAAGAAUAAAAUGGAUAAAGACUCAUUAAAGAAUAAAAGUAAAUCACUAAAUAAUAUUUCUAUUAAAAAAGAUCUGCCUAGACAUAAGGUUGCUGAAAAAUCUAUUAGUAAAGAAAAUAAAAAGGAAAUUUCUGUAGAGAAAUUUAAUAAUCUAGCCAAUGAUACAUUAAAAAACAUCUCCAAAGAACAAAAGCUCACUAAGCCAAUGAUAACUAAAUCAAGUAAAAAGGGGAUAAAUAAGAAAAAAAGUUAUCCAGAAAUACACUUAGAAGACCAAAAUGAAAGCAUAAUCGGAAAAGAAUCUGAGUUUCCAAAUGAAAAAUCAUCUGAAAAUAACAAGGAUGAAACAAAAGAUACAUUAGAAAGCAAUUCAGAAAAUGUUGAUGCUAAUAAAAAAACAAAAAAGAGGAAAAGUUUACUGAGCAAUGAAAUGCCUAGAAAAGUUCAUAAAAAAAGAAUCAGAUUAGGAAAGGAUGAUUCAGAAGAUUCUGAAGAUUCUUCUUCUGAAUGUACGAGUACAAUUUGUGUGUCUAGGAAUAAAAUUACCUAUAAAUCCCCUUCUGAAAUGGCUGAAAAUGAAGAUCUGCUCAAGUACUUAAACUAUUUGAAAGAAAAAUCAAAAUCUACUGAUCAACCUAUAUUAUUUUGGGUUGAUGAUUAGACUUCAAACAUUAUUGUUACCAGAAGAAUAUUUUUGGUUGUUAUACUGAAAUCUGUUGUAUGUAAGCGUUGUAAAUGAAUAUUGCAGAGUUAACUUAGUUAUUUUCAUACUGUUAGUUAACUAGAUCAUGAAUUAUUGCUUAGUUCUAAACCGUAAAGUACUUUAGGAAUAAUGUUAGUAAUUUAUUAUUAUUAUUUUUUUAGAAUUUUUUUAUGAUAACUUUUUUAAAGUAAACUUUAACCCUCCGUCAGCCAUGCCUCUACCAACCUAAUUGUAUACUGUCUAAAUGCCUUUGAUUGAUCCUUCCUGAGUUUUCCAAUCUUUGGUCUUAUCUGUGUAUUUGAAUUUAAAUCUAUAUCAAUACUUCACAGAAAUCAAUCUAAUUUGUUUUUUAUAUAUUAUGGUACAGAAACUUGAUUUUAUAUAAGUAUUUGAAUUUUUAAAAUUCAAAGCUUACUAUUUUGAAGAUAUUUAUAAAAUUUAAACAUUUCAGUUUUAUCGAAUUUAUCAGGUGUUGCCAACGGAUGGUUAAAUGUUUUUUUAAUUGUCUGUUUUAUUGUUGAUCUCACACUAUUAUGAUUUAAAUUAUGGAUGUACAUAAUUUUAUGAAUUUAAGUUUUUGAUAAACAAUCUCUCUUUUGUGUAUAUCACUGCCACAUAUACAGUUCAACAGUAUAGCAUCUAAAGGCUAAUUUUUAGAUGUACAUAUAUUCUUAUCAACAGGGCAAAAUCACUGCAGUUAGCUAAAAAGUCUGUAAUAUCUCUAAAUAAGUUUUCAUGUUGAUUUUUUACCAUUUUACUUAGAUAUUACUGUAAAUGAAUCUUAUUGGUAUUGCCAAUAACAAAUGCACGAUUGAGUUCAAGAUUGCAACAUCUCAAAAAAGUUGAAUUUUAAGAUGUUACACUGUUGAAAUGAAACAGAAAUAUUUUUUUUAGUUAAUAAAGACUAAUUAUGUGCAACAUACUUCUCAAUGUAAAAUUAUUUAUGAUGGACAUUAUUAAAGUAUUUUUUUAAAUAUUAUCUACUUGUACAUAAAUGGUUAACAUUAAUAUUUAUAUUACUAAUGGAGUUUGGAUAAUAUUUGAUUUUUAGAAGGAAUAUCAUAUUUAUUCUUUUAACAAAAAUCAAUAUUGCUUCUAUUUUUCAAUCACUUAUUCAAUAAAAUAAAAGAACAUCAUUUAUCUAUGUAAUUAUUUUUUUGUUUUGAAUAAGUACAAAUAAAUACUUAUUGUUAAUAUUAUCAGAUGAAUAUAAUAAGUAAUUUUUAAUUAUUUUACUUAAAAAUUAUACUUCAUGUUGUAAAUGUACUUAUGUUUGGCAAAAUAUAUGUAAUUAUAAACAUGUUAAAAACAUUAUAGCAGAUGUUAACUAAUUAUGUAAUAAAUUCACCAGCUACUUUCUUCUAUAAUUCUUUAUAAUCCUAUUUUCUUGUACAUUUUAAUAUGUCUUCUUCCUAAUUUUAAUUUAUUAUAUUUUAAUGCAGUUUAGAAAAUAUCUGUAGUUUCAGUAGUUACCUCUUAUUGUAGUUUAGUGAUUUUUAAAUAUGAAAAACAUGGAAUAAGAUAUUGACUUAUAAUAAAUAAGUUAGCUACCAGCAUAGACAUGAUUGUACAUGUAUACUCCUAUAUGAGGGGAAGACUUUUGUACCUCUGUUUAUGAUUGCUUAGUGAUGAACAUCCUUUCGAAGAGGAUCAUAACUGCGCGGAUUUAUUCCAUAUUUUGUAACUGUUGCAGACAGUGAUGGUAGCCACAAGAUAUGAAUUCAAUAUUGCCAAAUGUUUCUCCAUUCUAGAAAAUUAAAAAAAAAAAUCUUUGAAAAUGACUCAUAUAACCGUCUUAAUUGAUGGGGUGAAACUCAUUUGAAAAAAUACUUUGUAAAUUGAAUUUAAAACUGUGGGCUUAUUAUGGUAUCUGUAUCUAAUAACAAUUUAAAUAUUUGACUAAGUUAAACAACCAGUGUCAGGUGUUUUUCUACCUUUCAAUCAAGUUUUUUAAAUUACAUUUUUAUAUUGUAAAUGAUUAAUUAUGAGAAUUGGUAUUUUGCCAUAGAUACGCAGAUCUUUAACCGCCAAAUCAGUACGUUAGGGAAUGGCGUUGGUCUUGGUUAUGGGAAAAGUUUGUUAGGUCUCGUGAUUUUAUUAAAUUACGCCGCCUUCAAUUAUUUUAUAUCUGCCUUUAGUGCAUUUCGUGAUGGUAAACCAGUCUGAUAUUUUUCUGGUUUAUUGUUUUUUACAACAAUGACGCUUCAUAUUGUACUCAUCAAGAGUUUGUUUACAUUUUGAAGCGCCACUUUUGUUCCUUUCAAAACGUUUAAAGAUAAAUGUAGUGAAAUGCUUGGAAAACUGAUUGCACUAACGAAGAAUGGAGAAGAGAAGGAGUCAUUGCCAGUGGUUAAUUUACAUUUUUUUAUUGGAAGUGACUUGUUUUGUGACCUAAGGAUCAACCACAAAGAUAUAGCUGCCCAACAUUGUUUGAUAACUUCACAGAAAAAUAAACCGGCUCUUAUUAGGAACUUAUCGCGGACUGUCCCUACAUUGGUUAAUAGCACUGAAAUUGGAUCUUCUGAUGUGGAACUUAAAGACAGUGAUAUUAUAGCUAUUAGACAUAAAAACUAUAAAUGGUGCUAUGACAGUCCAUCUAAACCAUCUACCUCUUCUCAGACAAGUUUUGUUGUUACUUCAAAAAACAGAAAAUCUUGGCCUUUGUUCAAAAAUAAGCUUGUUGCAGUUGUUACACCACAAAGGAGGGAUGAGCAAAAUGAGGUACUACCUAAAAAAAGAAGAGGAACUAUUGCAGAGGAAAAUAUAUCGAAAAGUAAAUCAACUCCAAAGGUUUUGGCUAUUAAAAGUGGAUUAAGAGCAACCAAUAAACAAACAUUUGGAAAGCGAAAAUCAAGUUUGAAAAAUGCUCAAAAAAGAUCCUCCGUUGAAAGAACUCCUAAGGUAUUGCCAUCGCUUAAUAGAAAAUCAGUUAAGUUUCUGGAUACAUCUGCACCUCGUUCAAGGUUAGGAACCAGAGGAAGAAAGAGCUCCUCAUAUGCUACUCCAUACAAAUGCACACCUGCAAAGCAAAAGCUUUCAGUUUAUUCAACCCCUCCCUCCUCAUUGAAAUACGAUAAAAAGAAACCAAUAAAAAGUAUCUUGAAGACACCUAGCAGUUCGUCUACAACUCCUACAAAGGAAGAAAAAGAUGAAAUACACUUAACUAGUACUUCUGGUAUAUUAACAACUCCUCUGUCUAAUACUCCUGAAGUCAACCUACAUGGUUCUUCAUUAUUAGAAAAUGAUUUGUUACAAACACCUGUAAAGGAGAUACAACCAGAAAUAGUUAUGAGAUCUUCCAAAAGAAAAGCUGCCAUUAUCAGAUCUCCUCCAUCCACUCCCAAGUCUGUAAUAAAAAAAAGAAAGUCACCGGAGGAAAAAUCAAUUGAAGCAUCUGAGCGAGCAGCUAAGAAAUUAAAAAAAGGUCCUCCACAUGCAAUAGAUAAGAAAAAAAGAGCUGCUUUACUACAAUGUCAUCGAAAAAGUUUAACACCUCAUCCAGUGGCAAGGAGUAGUGGAAAAUUUAUAACAAGCUUUCCAUCAUCUUUCAGUAGUCGACUAGAAACUAAUUCACCUACUAGAAUUAUAGUUUCACCUAAAUUUAAUAAUUCCGGGAAAUCAGAAAGCUUGAAAUCGUCUACGGAUCUGCUGACACCAACUGUUAUUAAAUACAGUUCAUUGGGAAAACGUACUGAUUCAAAAUUGAUUCAGCCCAGUACCACUGCAUCACAGGAAAAAAUAAAGCCAAGGGGUAGGAAGAGCUCACAUAAAUCUAUCUCGAAAACAUCUCCCAUUGUGAGGAAGUUCACAAGAGCUUCUAGGGCUGCACAAAUCUCCAAUAAUUUGCCUCAGAAGAUGGAAGCUACUGAUGUGUUGAGUGCUCUUGAUCUCUCUCGUCGAUGGCCUUCCCCAUCACAGGGAGAUAGCUCAUCUCAUGAUGUGUCAAACUUGAGUGGAUUCAAAAAACUUUUUUCUGUUGAUAAAACUCUAGAUGUGCGUGAGCUAUUUCUGGAAACAAAUUCCGAAUUGGACAAUACUACUGAGAAAUCCUUUCAAAGCCCAUCUGAAUCCCACUUGGGAAGGGUAUCGCGGCGUUCUGCUCUGUUGAAAGGAAAGCAGUCUGCUGAUGAAGAAGAGCUGAUGCAUUCAUUUCAAUCAGAAGGAGCUCAAGAUUUACCCUGCUCUGAUAUUACAUCUUCAUCAGUCGAUACCAGCCUAGGAAGAAGGACCAGAUCAUCCAAACGUAAUUUAGAAACCUCUCAAUUAGCAGUAUCAACAAGCUUCAAAAAACGUUCACGAAGUGUACCAUCUUUAACUGAUGAUCUGAACACUCAGGCACAUAGACAAAGUACCAGAAGUAGAGGUAAUAGUAUAAUAUUAAAUAAGACUGAUAAAGAUUCUUCAGCACCAUCAACAUUGCCUGAUAAAACAGUUUCUGAUGAUCAAGAUAUUGUUUCACCAAUUAUCGAAGCAUCCUCUAAUGUAGGAAGGAGGAGAAGAACAUCUAAACUCAGUGUAGGGCCUGAUAAUUCUCAGUUAGAGAAAUCUAUCGGUGUGAAAAAGCGCUCCCGAAGUUUACCAUCAUUAGGUGAUCAGGUUACCCCAAAACAGGCCUCGAGUAUUUUAGAAGAUAUUGCUUUGCCUAAACGAAGUGGCAGGAAGGGAUUUGAUAGUAUACUAUUAAACAAGACCCCUGAGAAUUCAUCGUCAACAACAUCAACAAUGCUUGAUAAAACACAUUCUGUUAAUCAAAAUAAUACUACACCAAUUACUGAAGUAUCCUCCAAUACUAGUGUAAGAAGGAGCAGACCAUCAAAAGUUAGUGUAAGUCCUGAUCAUUCUUCAUUGAGAAAAUCUACAGCUAAACUCUCCCAAAGUUUACCGCCAUCAUCAAGUGAUCAAAUAACACCUAAACAGACCUCAAAUGUUGUGGAAGAUAUUGGUCGCUCUACACGAAGUAGCAGAAAAGUAGAUCAUAAUACUAGUAUAGGAAGGAGGGGCAGACUGUCAAAACUCAGUAUUAGGUCUGACGAUUCUCAGUUUGAAAAAUCUAUCAUUGAGAAAAAACGCUCUCGAAGUUUACCAUCGUCAUCUCAUGAUCAGAUUACACCUAAACAGACCUCGAGUAUUGUUGAAGAUAUUGGUCGCCCUAGACGAAGUAGUAGAAAAGGAGAUGAUAGAAUGUUGAACCUAACAAAUGUAGAUAUAUUAUCCACAUCACCAUCAAAACUUUCUGGAAAUAAAACUGUUUCUGAUAAACCAGAUAAUGCUACUCCAAUUAUUAAAAUUUCCUCCCUUAACGUUACUGGCAGGAGAGGCAGACCAUCAAACCUCAGUGUAGAUCCUGGUAAUACUGAAUUGCAGAAAUCUACUAUUGCGGAAAAAAGCUCACUAAGUUUAACAUCAUCAUCCAUUGAUCAAAUUACACCUAAACAGACCUCGAGUAUUGUAGAAGAUAUUGUUCGCUCUACACGAACUAGCAAAAAAGGAGAUUCUAGUAUAAAUAUAAAUAAGAAUCCUAAACAUUCUUCAUCAACUCCAACAUUGCCUGAUAAAGCUGUUAUGGAUAUUCAAGAUGCUGUUACUCCAAUUAUUAAAACAUCUCUUAACAAAACAGGAAGGAGGGGCAGAUCAUCCAAACUCAGUAUAGGUUCUGAUAAUUCUCAGUUGGAGGAAUCCACUUACAAGAAAAAACGCUCAAGAAGCUUACCUUGUUCAUCCAAUGAUCAGAUUACACCUAAACAGACCUUGAGUAUUGUUGAAGAUGGUCGCUCUACACGAAGUGGCAAAAAAGGAGAUUCUAGUAUAAUUUUAAAUAAGACUCCUAAACAUUCUUCAUCAACUCCAGCAUUGCCUGAUAAGGCUGUUUCUGAUGUACAAGAUGAUGUUACUCCAAUGAUUAAAACAUCUCUUAACAAUACAGGAAGGAGGGGCAGAUCAUCCAAACUCAGUAUAGGUUCUGAUAAUUCUCAGUUGGAGGAAUCAACUUACAAGAAAAAACGCUCAAGAAGCUUACCUUCGUCAUCCAAUGAUCAGAUUACACCUAAACAGACCUUGAGUAUUGUUGAAGACGGUCGCUAUACACGAAGUGGCAAAAAAGGAGAUUCUAGUAUAAUUUUAAGUAAGACUCCUAAACAUUCUUCAACUCCAGCAUUGCCUGAUAAAGCUGUUUCUGAUGUACAAGAUGAUGUUACUCCAAUGAUUAAAACAUCUCUUAACAAUACAGGAAGGAGAGGCAGAUCAUCCAAACUCAGUAUAGGUUCUGAUAUUUCUACAUUGGAGGAAUCCACUUACAAGAAAAAACGCUCUAGAAGCUUACCUUCGUCAUCUAAGGAUCAGAUUACACCAAAACAGACAUCAAUUAUUGUUGGUGAUAUUGGUCACUCUACACGUAGUUUCAGAAAAGGAGACGAUAGUAUAAUAUUAAGCAAUACAAAUAAAGAUCCUUUAUGUACAACACAAUCAACAUUUCCUAUUACAAUUCAUGAUCAACAAAAUGGUGCUACUCCGUUUAUUGAAUCAUCUUCCAGUACCACUAUAGGAAGGAGAGGAAGGCCAUCCAAACUCAAUGUAGGUCUCGAUAAUUCUCAAUUAGAAAAAUCUACCACUGUGAAAAAGCGCUCACAAAGUUUAACAUCAUCAGGUGAUCAGAUUACUCCAAAACAGAUCUCAAAUACUAUAGAAGUUAUUGGUCGCUUUACUCGAAGUAGCAAAACAGGAGAUACUAGUACAGUUUUAAAUAAAACACUAGCUGAUACUUCAUCUGCAACACCAUCAAGAUUAUCUCAUACAACAUUUUCUGGUAAACAAGAGAGUACUACACCAAUUAUUGAAGUAUCCUCCAAUACUAGUGUAAGAAGGGGCAGACCGUCAAAACUCAGUGUAAGUUCUGAUCAUUCUUCAUUGGAAAAAUCUACGGCUAUGAAAAAACUCUCACAAAGUUUACCGUCAUCAUCCGAUGAUCAAAUGACACUUAAAAAGACAUCGAGUCAACCUAGACAAAGUAGCAGAAUAGGUGAUGAUAGUAAAAUACUAAACAAAAUAAAUGCAAAUACUUCAAUUUCAUCACCUUUAUCAUUAAUUGACAGAACACCUUCUGAUGAGGAAGUUUAUGGUACCCCUGAUAUAAGUACGUUGUCAGCAAUUAAAACUAGCGUAGGAAAACGGGGCAGGCCAUCUAAGCUCAGUGGAGGCCUAGAUAAUUCUGAAUUGAAAUCUACCUCUGUUAAAAAACUUUCACAAAGUUUAUCAUACUUAUCAGUCAAAACUAGCGUAGGGAGACAAAGUAUAAUAUCAAAAUCGUGUGUAGGUCCUGACAAUUCUCAAUUAGAGAAAUCUAUCAUGAAAAAACGCUCCCGAAGUUUACCAUCCUCAAUCGAGAAUCAGACUACUCCUAAGCAGACUUCUAGUAUUCUAGAAAGUUUUGGUCGUCUGAGGCGAAGCAGCAGAAAGGGAGAUGAUGGCAAGAUAUUAAACAAGACACUUGCUGAUACUCCAUCCUCUUCACCAUCAACAUUGCCUGAUAAAGCUGUUUCUAGAAAAGAAGAUGGUGCUACUCCAAAUAUUACAACAUCUUCCCUUAACAAUAAAGCAAGGCGGGGUAGACCAGCUAAGCUCGCUGUUAGCACUAAAGUCAAAAAUGAAAAAUUACCUUUGAUAGAAUCUAAUGCUUCACAGAAUUUAACUUCUAGAACUUCUUUGCAAAUUAUUUCUGGAGAACCUUCAGCUACUCUAUCAACUUAUACUCCUUCAUUAGAUCAUAUUGAAGACAUACCAGCCAUUAGUCGUAGAAAAUCUAGAAAACGUAAUGUUGAAGAAGUUUCCCCUGAAUCAGGUCCAUUGAAUCCUAUAUCAUUUCAUGGCUCUAGUGAUGAUAACAUUUCUUCUCUAGCUAAGAAAAGGGUAAAAAUUAGCAAUUCUGAUUCUUUUCCUGUAUUUUCUGAUAGCAUUCUUAACAACAAAGGAACUAACUUCCUAGAUACUAAUGAAGGGAAUUCUAAAACAUUUGGUGCAUUUAGUUCAACCCCUAUUGUCACAAAAAAUCCUUAUAUAAUUGACAGCUGUGGAGAAAAAUAUCGAAGCAGAUGCAAGUUUAGGAACAUGCAAUCACCAAUGGGACUUUCUCCUAUAACUGGUGAAGCAGAUUCUUCUAAGGAAGGAAUGUCUGUUAAAAGUUCUGAUUCAUCUCAUAAUAAAAGGGGGAGACCCAAAAAGCAUCCAGUAAUUAGCAAUGAAACAAUUUCUUCCCCAUCUUUACCAAAAAAAGGAAGGCCUGCUAAGAUUCUGAAAAGUAACUUACCUGUUUCUGGUAAGAGAACAGCUGGAAAGAUCUCUGAAAGUGUGGAAGCUGAAAAUACUUCUUUGCUCAGAGGAAGAUCUGUUGUUAAAGAUUCUGAUUCUUCUCCUAAUAAAAAGGGAAAGUCUAGAAAGAAUUCAGUUAAUAACACUGAAACAAUUGCUUCACCUUCUCUAACUUUACCAAAGAGAGGGAGGCGUGCUAAGAUACAGGAGAGUGUCACUACUGUAUCUGUUGAGAAAACAGCCAGGAAGACUUCAGCAAAUGUGGCAGAUGAAAACACUUAUUUGCGCAGAGGAAGAUCGGUUGUUAAAAAUUCUGAUUCUUCUAAUCAAAAGUCAGAACCUAAAAAGGAUCCAGUAAAUAGCAAUCAAACGAUUGCUUCAACAUCUUCACCAAAGAGGGGGAGGUCAUCUAAUAAGGUUCAAGCCAAAGUUACUACUGAUUCAAGAAAAAACCCAAACAAGAAGGGUUCAGAAGAAAUUGAAGAGGUUCAAACAAAUGUGAGAAGAAGAGGAAGAUCAGCAGUGAAAGAACAGUCAUCCGUACCAGAUAAACGAAAAAGAACGAACACUGAAUCUGAAAGUAAUACAAAUUUUAAUCUAGAUUCCACUUUACCUAAGAAAGGCAGGUCUGCUAAGAGAAAAGAUAGAAAUGAUUCUGAAAGUAAAGAAAAUAUAACUUCUCUUCCAUUGCAGAAGAGACAAAGUUCAGUUGUCGAAAAUUCUAAUUUAUCUCCUGUUAAAAGAGGAAAGUCUAAAAAGAACCCAUCUACGAAAAAUGUAGCCAUUACUUCACCAUCUUCCCCAAAUAAAGGAAAGUCUGCUAAGAUUCAAGAAGCUGUUACUGCUUCUGUGAAAGGAGCUAACAAUAAAGUCUCAAAAAGUAUUGAUGAUCAAAAUAUGUUAUCAUCGCAGAGAAGAGGAAGAUCAGCUGCUGUAAAAGAGGAUUCUCUAGAUAGAAAAGGAAAGCCAAAAGAGGCAAUAGAAAAAAAUAAUGUAGCUCAAAUCUCAUCAUUGUCUAAAAAAGGAAGACCUGCAAUAUUGGAAAAUGUUUCUCCAAGAAGUAGGGGACGAUCAGUAGCAUCAAAACAGACCUCAACACAAUUAUCCUCACAAGCUACUGCUGAGAAAACUUCAAAGUUACCAGGCCGGAGAGGUAAUCUAGCCUCUUCUCCCAAACCUGAAAUACGUAAAGUUUCUGAUCGAUCAAAAGGAUAUCAUUGUCAUGAAUUCCAGCUAGCAGUUGCUAAAGAAAGAUAA